Messenger RNA from Lytechinus variegatus (green sea urchin), 7714 nucleotides. RefSeq names its product serine/arginine repetitive matrix protein 2-like. Lineage: Eukaryota; Metazoa; Echinodermata; Echinoidea; Temnopleuroida; Toxopneustidae. The coding region runs from base 381 to 6554 and encodes 2057 amino acids. The record is from RefSeq and is a predicted model, not a curated record. The transcript has 21 exons.
AACACACUCCAAGCCAACAAAGCAAGCACUCGUUAAGCUACCCAUCUAUUGUGUGUGUGUGGGAGAGUGUGAAAUGAAAGCCUGAAUACGCAUAGUUCAUCGGCAAGGAAGUGGCGUUCGUAGCGACGACAGCCAGCGGUGGCUUUUGUACGGAGAACCUUACGCAGCCAGCCAGCCAGCAUGCGAGGGAGCGAUGACUGGAUUUGAAUGGCCCUAGGCCUAUGAUUCAAUCUUGGAUGUGUUUACUGGGUAGCAGUUAUGACAGCAUGCAGUGUUCUACUGGGAGAAUUAUUUGAAAUGGAAUCUCUUUAACUGGAUUAUAAUCUGGAUUACCUCACAAUUUAUAACACUGCAAUGUACGGAAUAUGAGGUGAGACAUCAUGGAGGUGCCACAGAGGAGGGGUCAUCAGUUGAGGGCCGAGAAUGGACCCAGCUACCAGACACCGCCGAGCAAGGACAGGUCUGAUGGAGGAAUGUCGAAACAGGACCUACUUCAAAGGUUGAGAGCAAACAAGAAUCGGCACAAUGAUCAGCUGGUCUCCAGGACAACAAGACCCUCAGAAAUGCAGCCUAAUGGUCCAAUUCCUACAGGGAGACAACAGUCUAGUUUAAGUCCUACUGGGGGUCCACAGAGAAGUUUGAGUCCUACUGGAAGACGACAAUCUGGUUCUAGUCCUUCAGGCUGGAGGCCACAAUCUGGUACUAGUCCCACAGGGAGACCAGCAGUCUCCUCUGGUUUAAGUCCCGCUGGAAGACCACCAUCGGGUACUAGUCCAACUGGGAGAUCACAAUCUGGUACUAGUCCACCAAGGAGGCUAGUGUCUGAUACUAGCCCUACAGGGAGACCAAACCCUGGUACCAGUCCGACUGAGAGACCGCAUAAUGGCCAAGCUCCUAAUUUUGUGCGUGUUGAGGUUGAGGUCCAUGCUAAGAUGACUCCAGAACAAACUUCAGAAAGGAGAGAGAUUAUUCGCAGGAGAAGACGUUCAACUCAGCCACAAAGUGGCAUAGAUUCAAACAUUCCAGAGCAACAGAGCAAUGGUCCUGUUGCACCACCAAGGAGAAGAUACUCAACUGAUAGUGUAACAAAAGAUGAUAGUAGUCCUGAUAGCAGGCAACAGGAUAUUAAAAAGGAAGAAAGCAUCCCAAAGCCAAUGCCCCGCCCAAGACGUUCACAGAGUCAGGAUCGUGGAAUAGCACAACAGAAAAGAUCCGAUGCUGAGAAACAGUUCUUAUUAAAACAAUAUGAGCUUUUACAAAAGCAGAAACAGCAGCAAAUAGAGAAGGAAAGGCAACAGAGGAGUACAAGAGACAUGCAGAAAGUAAAAGUUCAGCAGGAGUUGCAAUUAUUGAGUGAGCAGGAACAGAGAGUUGUCCAUAAAUUACAAAAGUUUGAAAAUGGGGCUUCGACUAAUCACAAUGUUAACUGGGUUCGAAAGCAACAGCAGAUGUUUGACAGGCAGCAUGAUGUUAAGAUUCAAAGAAGUAGGAAAGACCAACACCUUGAAGCAACCAACGCAACCGUUCCAAAUGUUCAACAACUCCAGCAACAAGCACAACACCCACAACCAGCACAACGCCAACGGAGGCGCCGUCCUCAACCUGAGUCCAAGCCACAGGAACAGCAACAGUCAACUCAACAAACAAAAUAUAAACCACCUCCAGUUAUGCCAAAACCAAAGAGCCCAGAGCUGAUGGUUCAUUCAGUCACAAGACAGAAACCUAAUAAUCAAAAUCAGUAUUAUAAUGUGCAACAACAACAAUUACAUCAGCAAAGUGAAAAGAUGAGAUUGCAGCAAGAAAGGUUGAGGCAUCAAUAUCAUCAAUCCAAGAAAGACUCUUCUGCUGCUCAGCUUCAAGUUUCUGAACAUCAGGAUCAAAAGAGUAGGAGAUCAUCAUCAAGAAACAGUGAAGCAAGCAACCAAAGCCAUAGUUCUUCCGAUUCCAGCGAGGUUCGUUUGUUGCACUAUAAACGUAGAGAUUCUCUAGGUGAUUUUGAGCCUUCGAAAGAACACACUAAACCUCAAAUAAAAAAUCCUGUUGCCAGACUUUCUCAAGCACUUCGGAAGGGUACCUCAUCCCCAUCUCCACAAAAACAAAAUGAGAACAAUAUAGCCAAUAAUCUCAGGAGUGUGUUGGAACAAACUAAACCAGCUUCUUCAAAGAGAGAGGGAAUCUCCAGUCAAGAGAUGGAAGAGAUUAUUAGAAGAACAGCUGAACGCAUGAAACGAGAACAACAGCAAAUGAGAGAGGCUGAAACGAGGCAAAAUAGUAGUCCAGAACGCCCAAGACGGAGAAGAAGAGAAAGCCAAGGGAUCGGGGAGAGUAAAGUGCAGCAGACUACGAUGGGAAACAAGAAUCGGGUUACGAAUAUCAAAGCAGGAAGUAGUUCAUUGGAUGUUUACAACGCUCCACACACGGAUGUGACAAAGCCUCGGGAUCAAGGGUUACAUCGGGUUAAUGAUAGAAAAGAUAAUCUCGUGGCUGAACCCAAGACUAGUAUACAGAUCAAUGGUGGCCCUGAGAUGGGUUCAGGGGUGAGGAGUGGGACAGAUGAAAGUGAUGGGAUGGGAGAAGUUGCCAUGGUUGAAAAGAUUCCUCACGUUAAGCCUGACCAUGACACAAACACGAGAGGUAAACUUGGAGUUAGCAAAGAGCCUGACAAUGAUCCAAAACUGAUAUCAGAAGAUGAGAAGAUCAGGAAACUCAGUGCUAUCGAAGAAGAAUCAUCAUCCAGGAGUGAAAGUAGACAAAACUCAAUAGGGGGCGCUGUUAUAUCUUUAGAAGUAAACGCUAUCCAGUCAGACAGUGAGGAUAAAGCUUUGGAUGAAGCGCUUGGUUUACUUCAUGAACUUGCAUCCACUCAGGUUACAACAGACACAAAAUCAUUGGAAUUUUCAAACAAUGUAUCUCAGGUUAAUGUCAAAUCUAACGAAAGUAAAUCUUGUGAAAAUAAAUAUCCGGAUAAGAGGCCAACUUCUCCAAUUGGUGUUACAGAAUCUGCGUGUCUUGAAACACAAAGCAAGAAAUCUGAGAAUAAAUCUCCAGUUAAUAGAGCGUCUUCUUCCACUCCACAGGGAAUAGAAACCAGAUCUCUGGAGAAUAAAUUAACCGCACACAAUAAUGAGAGCACUGAUGGACAGGCCUCGUCUUUCCAUGGUAAACCCAUUAGCGAUGGUGUGAAAGUAAGCCCAGAGAGAGCAUUAGCUACCAGUCUUCCUGACUCUGUGAUAAGGAAUGUGAGCGGUGAGGACACACGUGCAGACAAGGCCCAAACAGAGGAAACAGUGCUCGGUAGAAAUAAACAGAGAGAGGAAAUACAGCCUAUAAGUAAUGCUACCAGUGGAACUAUUGAAAAGCGUCAUGAAGAUCUCUCCCGUACAGUGACUCCUAUACCAGAAGUGAUACAGGGUGAACCGGGAGAGGACGGGAUUGCUCUCCGUCGUAAGCGGUUUGUCAAGCAAGUGAGUUUCCACUCUGAAUCCGAAAAACUACAACAAGUGAUAGGAGAAGCAGACAAAGAAAGCUCUCCACCAGAAAAAUCUCAGAUUGAGACAUCGCCCGACUCGCCCAGGAGGGGCAUACUAGCGAGGGGACGUUUUUCGGGAAAACGUGAUCACCCGAGCCUGUCCAAGCAGACCGGGGAGAUGUAUCGCAGACCAAAGAGCGCCAUAUUUGAUGUUGCGAUCCGGAAGCAGCCGGAGAGCAAAGAGAAGAACGAUGGAGGCCGACAGAGGCCCAUGAGUGCCCUUUACAUCUCUGAAGGGGAUAGUGAUCCUAUGGACAGGGGAAGACCACUGCCAAAACAUUAUCGGCCUCAGAGCGACUCUCUGAUGCAGCUAGAUAAGUUUGAUAGUCUUCAGAUCAAGCCCAAAGCCAGGAGAGACCGAUCCCCGAGUCCGCUUGUAGUGUCUUCUGAUACGGGCCUUCGAGGGUUCACCAGCCCGGUGACGCAGCGUAAGCUGCGCGAUCGUCGUCGUACUCAGCAAAGGAUGCUACCGCCCCCUAGCAACACUUUGAGAAUGCCUCGACAACCAAGACCAGGCCGUAUGGCCGUCAUUGUUGAAUCGUUGAAGAACGGACUCCUAGAUUCAAUACGGAUCAGCAAUGAGAAGCUAGAGAUGAUGAAAGAACAUCAAGAAGAGACAAAGACUACAGAUAAAUCAAGACAAGGAUUCCAUUACAAUUUGGACAAGCAAACUAAAGCAGCUGAACGGUUUAUAAGGAAACUCCAAUUUCAUCUUGCCAAAGUAGAAGAGCUUCAGGAGUUGUAUGAGAAGGAGCUUAAAGUCAGAGAAGGUGCAGUCAACAUGGUUAAAGCAUAUCACGACGCCCAUUCACCUAAAGCCAAGGAGCCUGUGAGUGAGGCUAAGGUUGGGGUUCGAGACUGCACGCAAGCAUUGUGCCAUAUGGAGGCUGAAUUGGAGGCUAAUCUUGGUGCCUUUGUAUUAAAGAUUGAGGGUAUUGCUGGGUUUGCACGAGUGACAAGAGGCGAUGUCUUUGAAAUCACUUUCAAGUAUGGCUUUCAAAAGUGGAAGACGAAAUGUAAGGUGGAGAAGGAUCUAAGUCAGACAUGGGAAGGUGACGAGAUUGUGCUUUAUCCUAUGGUUGGAGACUUCCUCACAAUAAAGGUCACAGAGAUCAGGGGUAUUGCAAGAUCCAACGUCACCAUUGGCAACCUGGAGUUUGAUACGUCAGAUUUCUAUGGAGCAGAACCGCAAAACUUGACUAUAGAUGUGAACGAAACUGGAACAAUUAAAUUGAACAUUAUUGUAACAUGGAGUCCUUUCCAUGUGGAUGAAGAAGAUCUCAAACAGCUCAACAAGAACUCGUAUCAUCGGAGAGAAAGAACGCUAACCGAUUCUAUGAUCAAUGUUCAUCAAAAGAGAUUAAGUACAGCAUCAACAUCCUCUUCCUCCGACACUCCGCACUCACCGAUGCGUCCAAAACAAAAUAAGCCAGUAGAGAUCUCAUCGUCACCAACCUUAACAUUAGAGGAAGCAUUACACAACGUUGUUCGCUUAUUAGAGAUCUUAACGGGACAGUACAGUGAACUGAGACCAUUAGAACAACAGAUAACUCAUCUAGACUCAUUCCUCAAGAAGAAUCUUGAUAAGAAGCGUCGUGAGUCAACCAUCAGUCUUUCAGUCAAGAAUGCUUUAGAUAGUUUUGACUUCCUGAAUGAGAUAGAUGAAGGUCUGAGUGACACAGUUGAUUCGUCCAGCAUGGAAGAAACAAAUCGCAAGAAUGCCUGUGAUAAUGUUGACGGUGUAGCCGUGUCGUCAGACCGUCUUAGUGACUCGACAUGUAUAGAAGAGGACCUCCCAUCGCAGGUGGAGCUUCGUGGCAUCAGGUCACCAUCCAGCAACUCGUCUGUCAAGAGAAGCAGCAGGUUUCUGGACCUUAGCGAGAAGAGGGAGAGUCGCAUGCUGGAGCUGAACGAGCAGCGGGGGAACCGUCUGCUGGAGUCCCCGGCGGAUAGUUCUUUCGGGAGCAUGAAGCGUCUUCCUGGUUCAGAAGAGAACUUGACGACAGGAAGUGAAUCCAUUGACGUGACUCUUACUCAUCAUCUCAUGUUUACGGAAUACCUGUUGAGUCAUCUUGGUGCAUUUGGUCCCCUCAAACUGAAGGAGACGAUAGCAUUGAACAAGCUCCAGCAGCAAGCAGCAAUAAUCGAGCAGCUGAUUGUGCUAGCAGUCAGCGGCGUCCAUGUCAGCUCGGCGGACGAAGGUAUUACCGGUCGUACCCAACGUAUACUAGGGCUGGUUCUUCCGGAAUUGAAGCUGAAUCUACCACUCUUGGAAUUCUGGGAACAAUGCAGAGAGAAGGAGGCCCUCUAUGUGAAUGCCGACUCAUUUCUUCUUCAGCUGGAUGUGAAGUUUGGAGCUAAACUCCGAACGAAUCACCCUGAGAUAGCAGAUGAUGUAUUCCAUAGUGUGUGCAAUAGGAUCAUUGAGAGGCCUGCAGACUUGAUGAGCCCAAAGACUAUUAUCACAUUAUUCCAAUAUGUCUCCUUCUUCACACAAGAGAACAGACGACAUCCGGAGAAAUGUCUAAAUGACAUCACCAAUGAAUUUGAAUUAACGGCAAGUUUAGAACCCGGUAGACCCGAGCUCCUGCGAACCAUCAAGAGGAUCCCCAAAGGCUUCCUCUUACCAGCGGGUAACCUGAGGGCGCUAGGUUUAUUGCUCCUAGAGGACAGCGCCACUGUGCAGGCAGCAGUCAGAAUGUAUCUAGAAUCCAUUGCUAAGGAAGAUGAUAUCAGACAAAAGGCUGUGACAGUAUACCUGGAAUGCCUUGAGGAAAGAGACCUGUCGCUACGUCAGGCUGGUUGUGCAGCUCUAGCUGCUAUGCAGGCAUCAGAGUCAUUUGAACAGUUGGUGUAUUUAGUACGCUGUGACAUAGACGAUGUGAAGACCACAGCCAAGGAAGCUCUUAUGGCAUUUGGUGAGGAAGGAAGGCUAGCUUAUGAACAAGUAUCUUACUCUCCAUAUGUGGCUUAUGAACACCAGUAUACACCGAAUGGUGCUCCAUUGAUGACAACCGAGUUAUAGCAUUGGUAUGCACUCAACAGUGCUCUGAUUUUUACCGAAGCUAAAUACACUAGCACCAGUAUACGCUCAAGGGGUGUUCUGCUAAAGACUACUGCAAUAUAGCACCAGUAAACACCCAACAGUGUUCUUGCUAAAGUGUUUGGUGUUCUGGUUCCAUUAUGCACCCAGCAUGUUCUGCAACAGAUUAGUGCAUCAUAGCACCUGUAUACACUCAACAGUGUGUGUUUUGCAACUAAUUACACCUUUAUGGCACCGAUGGACACUUCUUGCCAUGUUCUGAUGAUGAAUAUGGCACCGUAAAACUAUUAUACGCUCAACCAGUGCUUUUCCACAGACUACAGCAUUUUAGCACAAGUAUACACCUAGCAGUUUUAGGGGCGAAGGGUAACAGCAUUAAAGCACCAACAUACACUCAACUGCGCUCUGGAUAAGACUACAACAUUGACUCAACAGCAUGACACCACCAUCUUACACCUGGCAUUGAACCAGAAUAAACAGUAUUAUAUUAACUUAAAUGGUUACUUAAUAAUGACUUCAUGUUUUAUAGUAUGUGCCAGAUUCUUUACAUAUGAGAGUGAAUAAUGUUUUGAUUCCCAGUUGUUUAGUAAUCAGUCGUUAAAUUAAGAAGUUUUCAUUAACCAAAAAUGAUUAAUAAACACCACUGAUUAUCAUAAAUAUCUACAUGAUGGGACUACUCUUCCCUGUGAUUUAAAUUUCAAAAUAUCCAUUAUAAUAAUAUCCAUUAUCAGAGUUCAUCUAAAUCUGUAUUGUCCUUCUGCUGAUAUUAUGGUACGUGACCUCAACUCCGUUACGAUUUAUUCCAUUGUUCCAGCUUCACUUAUCUAUUCAUAGAAACAUGCUUUUAAAAAAUCAAUCACAUCUUUCCAUGACAUUUUACUUUGUCUUUCUUUUUUAUCCAUACCUCCCUCUUUCUGAUCUAAUAUGCUUUUGGUUUGUGUUCAUAUGUUCGGAAACACUCGGUCUUAUUUCAAGAAGUGUUGUCUUUGAACACUCUAAGCCCACAUUUCAUUUUGUCGCUGGAACCUGGUCCAUUUUCCUGAAGUUCUAAUAUCUACUCUGAGUUUUACUUGAUGGAAAUCCUUUCCAGACUGAUUACCAUUUUGUCUUUGCCGGAUUAAAGAAGAACCCAAGUACCUUAU